UAGAGCGACUGCAGGACGCAACAGUACAAUCUUACACUGUGAAAUCUAGACGCAGUGUCACACACUAAAUAAAAGCUACAUUACAGAUGUGCAACCCAAGCUGGACCGGACCGUUUGUUGGAAGUCAUCUAAAUGGAGGACUAACGUAACGUCGCUGGCUGCAGACUCGGACGCUGUCUCUCUGGAUAUGACCGGCUUUCACGGUCGAACAUAGUUGCGCGGGAGAGUCCAGGGCGUGAGCAUCGAUGCGGAAGGUUCGGAGGAGAGGCGGUGUGGCGGGUGGUGGUGGGUUCGGCAGGGGCAGGGGUCGGGGUCGGGGGAGAGGGGGUCACCACUCCCCCGAUGACCCCGACCUGCAGCUGCGGCCCCACUCGCCCUGCCGCCUCAACCUGGCGGUUGCCCGGGAGACGCUGACGUACGCGCAGGCGCAGCGCAUGGUGGAGGUGGAGCUGGACGGACGGCUGCACCGCAUCAACAUCUCGGACGCGCUGCGGGUCGUCACGGACGACGAGAUGACCGCUCAGGACCUGGCCGAGUGCAACAGCAACAAGGAGAACAGCGAGCACACACACGCACACACACACACACACACGGCCACCCAUGCGCACGCACACGCACACGCACACACACACACGGCCAGUCGAGCGCGGCCGGGACGCAAGGGCCGGCGGAGGGAGAGCAAGCACGCGUCCGGUAGCUCCGCCCACUCCACACACUCCGCACACGCGUCCGGCUCCGGCAGGAGCAUGAAGAAAGGCUCGGACGCCUCCACCAAUCGCGCGCCGCCACACGCGCCCCUGCCCCGCCCCACCUUCCGCACGCUGGACGACUUCCUGCCCUCGGAGGCCCCGCCCCUUCCCGUCGGCUACUACCGCUUCAUGGAGCCGUCGGCCGAGGACUCGGACACACACACACACACGCACACGCACACACACACGCACGCGCGCGCCGAGUACGACAUGGACGAGGAGGACGUGGCCUGGCUGGACAUGGUCAACCACAAGCGCGUGUGUGACGGCGUGGCGUCCGUCUCCCCCGACACCUUCGAGCUGCUGAUGGACCGUCUGGAGGCGGAGUCUGUGGCGGAGACGCGUAGCCAGGCGCUGGCGAUGAGCGCGGUGGACGAGGACGCCUACUGCACCGUGUGUCUGGACGACGAGUGCCUCAACAGCAACGUCAUCCUGUUCUGCGACAUGUGCAACCUGGCCGUGCACCAGGAGUGUUACGGCGUCCCCUACGUGCCCGAGGGACCCUGGCUGUGCCGCCGCUGCCUGCAGUCGCCCUCGCGCCCCGUGGACUGCCAGCUCUGCCCCAACCGCGGGGGAGCCUUCAAGCAGACCAGCGACGGGCACUGGGCACACGUCAUCUGCGCCAUCUGGAUCCCCGAGGUGUGUUUUGCCAACACGGUGUUCCUGGAGCCUGUGGAGGGCGUGGACAACAUCCCGGCGGCGCGGUGGAAGCUCACCUGUUACCUGUGCAAGCAGAAGAGUCGUGGCGCUGCCAUCCAGUGCCACCGCGCCAACUGCUACCGCGCGUUCCACGUGACCUGUGCCCAGGGCGCCGGGCUCCACAUGAAGAUCGACCCGGUGCGCGAGAACUCCGCCCACGGAACCAACGGAACCAACGGAACCCACGGAACCACCUUCUCCGUCAAGAAGACGGCGUUCUGCGAGACGCACUCUCCCCCCCCCACGGAGGACGACGGCGAGGACGAGGGCAAGAUGGGGGGGCUGGGGGGCAGCAGGGGGCAUCGGGGCCAGCGCGCCUACACUCUUGCCCCAGCAGCACCCCACAGCCAGCGCGGGGGCAACAAGGGGCAGAAACAGAAGGGCAGGAGGAGCGCGGAGGGGGGCAGGAGAUCAGCCGUACCUGUGCUGCUCGUACCUCAGAUCCCCUCCUACAGGCUGAGUAAGAUCUGUACAGGUGUGUGUGUGCAGAGGAAGACUCAGUUCAUGCAGCGUCUCCAUAACUACUGGCUGCUCAAACGCCACUCACGCCACGGAGUCCCCCUCAUCCGCCGCCUGCACACACACCUGCAGAACCAGCGCCCUGCUGACCAGAGAGAGCCGGAUGAGCGGCUGCAGGCUAUGCGUGAGGAGCUGAAGUAUUGGCAGAAGCUCAGACAGGAUCUGGAGAAGGCUCGUCUACUGGUGGAGCUCAUCCGCAAGAGAGAGAGACUCAAGAGAGAACAGAUGAAGGUCCAGCAGGCGGCACUAGAGCUGCAGCUGUGUCCGGGGCAGGUGCUACUGCGCUCCACUCUGGACCAGCUGCAGGAGAAGGACACGGCCGGCAUCUUCACCUCACCGGUCAGCCUGAAGGAGGUGCCGGACUACCUGGAGUUCGUGUCCGAGCCGAUGGACUUCAGCACGAUGCGGCGGAAGCUGGAGUCGCACGCGUACGGUUGCCUUGGCGACCUGGAGGCCGACUUCGCCCUGAUGGUGUCCAACUGCCUCCGCUAUAACGACGGCGACACCGUGUUCCAUCGCCACGCGCUCGCGCUCAGGGAGGGGGGCGGAGCCAUCAUACGACACGCCCAGCGACAGGCCGUCGCCACGGGGAUCGACCCCCACACGGGCAUGCACCUGCCAGACCCGCCCCCCCACAACACACACGCCAACACCUGCUGGGAGGAGGUGGACUCCCUGCUGGCGCUAGAGGGCCGUGGUCAGCUGAGUUCUGAGCAGCAGCUGCGUGCUCUGCUGGACAAGCUGGACGCCGUCAUGUCCAUGCGCACCAGUGGGGGGCGCUCUAGACGCAUACGGCUGCUGCGGCGGGAGGUCAACAGUCUCCGCCACAAGCUCAGCCACCGCCGCCGCCUCCCCCCCCCUCUCUGCACCUCCCCCCUGAAGGAGGAGGACGAGGAGGAGCCGGAGGAGCGGGAAGGAGACGCAGGGGGCGGGGCCAAGAACGAAGAGCCGUACGCCACCAUCACACCAGAGAACCACAACCCCAAGACUCCGCCCCCUAUCAUAGCCCCGCCCACCACGCCGUCAUGCCCCGCCUCCUCCCCCCUGCCUGGCGACGCUCCACCGCUAGCGCCUCCCCUGGGGCCGGAGAGCACGGGCACACACACACAGGGCACCCCCACGGGCACACACACACCGGGCACACACACACCUGGCACACACACACCUGGCACACCCACGGGCACACACACGCCUGGCACACACACACCGGGCACACACACACCCACGGGCACACACACACAGGGCACUCGGCUGGCCCGGGCGCGGGGGAGGGGGCGCAGGCGGGUAGAGGGGGCGGGCGACGUGGACACCCCCCAACCAGAGGUCGGGGAGACCCCAGACGUGCCCGCGGGGGGUGAGAACGGACUGCCCCCCCCGACUGUGCCAAGCGUCGCCACGGUGAUGGGGGUGGGGCGCCGCACGUCCGUGCUGUUUAAGAAGGCCAAGAACGGGGCGCGGCAGAAGAGGGCGGAGCCUGUGGGGCAGAAGAGGGCGGAGCCUGUGGGGCAGAAGAGGGCGGAGCCAGUGGGGCAGAAGAGGGCGGAGCCUGUGGGGCAGAAGAAGGCGGAGCCUGUGGGGCAGAAGAGGGCGGAGCCUGUGGGGCAGAAGAAGGCGGAGCCUGUGGGGCAGAAGAGGGCGGAGCCUGUGGGGCUGGUGAACGGGGGCGAGGCGCCGCUGCCCGACCGGACCGAACGCACCCCUGAUCGCCCUGAACGCGCCCCUGAUCGCCCUGAACGCGCCCCGUCAGAGCCCUUGCCCCCAGGCCCUUCCCCCUCCUCCCCGCGCCACCUCAGGUCCAGAGGGCCCAGCUCCGACUCCGACAGCCAGAACACACACACACACACACACACACACGCACCUGCCCCGGGCCCACACACACACACGCCAACCUUGGACACACACACACCCUCCUCAGACAGUGGCUUGACUAACGGUUGUAAGAAGCACAGAGACGACUCACCCGACUCCCUGGACAGUGGCACACACACCCAUGAAACCCCCAGCUCACCGCCUCCCAAACGCAGCCGAGGGAAGCCAGCCCUCUCCAAAGCUCCUGCAGCAGAUCUGGAGAACGGGGACAUGAGCACAGGUGAGAGCUCGCUAGCGCCACCUGAUGGAGAGGAGGAUGACCUGGCGCCCCUCCACCUGGUGUGGGCGAAGUGCCGAGGGUACCCCUCUUACCCUGCCAUGAUGGUGGACCCCGGCAUGCCGCGGGACGGGCUGCUCCAUAACGGCGUGCCCAUCCCAGUGCCGCCCAGAGAGGUGCUGAAACUGGGCGAGCAGCGCCAGGCCGAGUCCCAAGAGAAGCUCUUCCUCGUGCUCUUCUUCGACACCAAGAGGACCUGGCAGUGGCUAGCGCGGGACAAGCUGCACCGGCUGGGUGUGGACGCCGCGGUGGACAAGCUGCGUCUGGUGGAGGGCAAGAAGCCCAACGUGCGCAAGUCCGUCCACACGGCCUACAGCCGCGCCAUCACGCACCUCAGCCACGUGCGCGACUCCGCCCACUACAGCUACAUCUAGCCCCGCCCCCUACAGCUACAUCUAGCCCUGCCCCCUACAGCUACAUCUAGCCCCGCCCCCUACAGCUACAUCUAGCCCCGCCCACACGACCCCGCCCCCUACAGCUACAUCUAGCCCCGCCCACACGACCUACAGCUACAUCUAGCCACCCGCCACGGGGUCCCCAGGGUCCCGCCACCCUCCAUACUCACAGCUGCCACAACGCCACGGGGCCCUGACCGCCCGAGGGAGCAAAGCCACUAAUCCGCUGGUCAACUGUGUGUGUGCGUGUGCGCGUGCGUGUGUGUGUGUAGAAUCUCUGGUAGUGAGUGCAUCAGUGGAGCAUCUCUGACGACUAGAAGCCCACUUGCUGGGAGCAGUGUGUGUGUGUGUGUGUGUGUGUGUGUGUGUGUGAACUGCUGCCCCAAAAUUGCGUAUGUAGCAGCAGGGGUGUGUGUGUGUAGCCCAAGUCCAGUGUGUUUAGGUAGUGUGUUUGUGUUUGUGUGUGUGUGUGUGUGUGUGUGUGUGUGUGUGUGUGUGUGUGUGUGUGUGUCCAGUAUGUGUAGGCAGGGUGUGUGUUCUCUGCAUCUCCAGAAUGGUGUGUGUGUGCACAGCAUGCGUUCUCCUCCAGAAUGUAGGAACGCGGAGAUGGAGAGGUUCCAUGUUCCGUCCAGGCACUCAGAAGAAACACUGACCAAUGGCAGCCCACAUGAUGCGUGAGCACUGACCAAUGGCAGCGCACUUGACGUGUCAGCGCUGACCAAUGGCAGGCCACAUGACGCGUGAGGGGAACGAGUGAAUGGAAGAAUAAAUUGCUAAAUAAACAAGUAAAUAAGCUACAGGACCCAAACCACAGCUGAGACGGAGCGUCUUAAAGGCCAGAGAGACGUUCCGACGAUGGCGACACACCGGAUCUCUCCGGAACCACAGGGUAGAACAGUUCUGCCCUUUUGUGGAACAUUUGUUUUAAAAGACUUUGAAACGACCUGCCAUGGACCGACAGGUGUAUAUAUUUCCUUCUAAUUUAUGGGCAAGUGUCCCUGGAGCGUGCUUUAGAUUGUAUCUGUUCUUUACAUCCUGCAGCACUUGCCAUCUGUACAUGUUUGUCUUCACAUGUUAAACUAUUAUGUUUC
Molecule: messenger RNA, 5599 nt
Organism: Sardina pilchardus (European sardine)
Lineage: Eukaryota; Metazoa; Chordata; Actinopteri; Clupeiformes; Clupeidae
Gene: brpf3a
Product: bromodomain and PHD finger containing, 3a
Exons: 16
Coding region: 246-4487 (1413 amino acids)
Biological process (GO): regulation of transcription by RNA polymerase II
Cellular component (GO): MOZ/MORF histone acetyltransferase complex
Molecular function (GO): protein binding
Source: RefSeq, a predicted model, not a curated record